UAUGAUUUUUUGUAUUUACUAGGGAGAACCAUCGCACCUGCCAGUCUUGUAAACAAAAGCGGCGAUGGCUGACGUGGAGAGCUCGAAGGUGGAGAUGCCGGAUUUUGUAGAUCCGGGGGGAUAUGGGGAGGUGUCCGGGCAGAUGGCAAUGCCGGGUGCAGUUGGCAAGACUGAGGCUGAGGAGUACAACACACUUGAUGAACCUGUUAAAGAAACUAUUAUGAGGGAUUUAAGAGCAGUUGGCACCAAGUUCUACCACGUCCUGUACCCAAGAGAGAAAAAAGCCCUCCUGAAGGAGUGGGACCUCUGGGGACCACUAAUACUGUGCACAUUCAUUGCCAUGAUGGUACAAGGGACACAGGACGCUGAUAAGCAAGAUGGAGGGCCAGAAUUUGCACAGGUGUUUGUCAUUGUGUGGCUUGGUGCUGCUGUGGUCACCAUGAACACCAAACUGUUGGGAGGCACCAUAUCCUUCUUCCAGUCAGUGUGUGUAUUAGGCUACUGUCUGCUGCCGUCCUGCUUGUCCCUCAUCUUAUGCCGUCUCAUCCUCAUUGCUCACCAGAACAGGAUCCUCUUCCUCCUCAGAUUUAUAGUCACCUGCAUUGGCUUUGCAUGGGCAACUUUUGCGGCAAUGGUCUUCUUAGGAGACAGCCAACCCAGCUCUCGCAAGACUCUAGCAGUAUAUCCUAUAUUUCUCUUUUACUUCAUAAUAUCAUGGCUCAUCAUUUCUCAUUCCAAUGUGUGAUUCAAGGACUGCUCUUGAGACAGUAUUUGUGUCCCAGGUUCACUGAUUUAGGGGUGAGUGCUUUAGAUAUUGUUAUAUUUGAGUAUGUUUUGUGUGUGUGUGUAAAUAUGCAUGAUAUUAAUUAAUGAAAGCCCUUUCACAUGGACAUUUAUUUUUUGAUGACAUAACAUUAAGGUGCACCUUCAUCUUGAAUGGCUGGAAUAUUCUAUUUUAUCUGAGUGUGUUUUUUCAGUAACUGAUGUAGAUUAAUUGUGAAUUGUUCCCCAGUGGUUAAGGGACAACUAACUGCACAUCUGGAAGAAUGUUGUCACCAUAUUUAUUGUGCAUUGUAAAAAUAACUAAAAAGAGGCUUGAGUUAGGGGAUUGGUCUCACUUAUGUAUUUUCAUUUCCACAAUAGCACCAGAUAUGUGUGCUGCUUGGCAUAUGGAUUACUUGUUCCUUGACCCUGCUUGUCAUGACACCCAAGAGCAGUGUAAACCAUGAAUCACAGAAUCAAAGAUAACCCAGUGAAGAGAACAACACAGCUCCUGAUAGUUGUUCUUUGACUAAAAUUUGUUCAAUACCAUGGUCAUCCUUCUCCUUUCCCUCACACAAACAAAUAACAAACAGUGCUCUCUAACUCAGGAUAUUUCUUCCUCUCUACCACUUGGCAGGCUGAGAUUCAAGACUGAUCAGGUUGCAACAGUUUUCUUUAAUGAACAAGUAUUUCCUCUCCUCAGCCAAGGUUACUGUCAUAGAAGCAAAAGUUUAAAGAGAUGACAAUUUUGUUUUUAGUAUUCAAGUAUGGCCAUAUUAACUUCAAAGUUAUGUGGGAGCAAGUAAAUACAAAUUAUCUCUGCUGUGACUUGGAUUCUAACUUGUAAGACUGAUAUAAGAUAUUUUCAAGAAUGUUGUUUUAGGGAAUGAUUUGGAAGCUACCAUACAUCAGAGUAUAUAUAUAUAUAUAUA
Portunus trituberculatus (swimming crab) is the source of this 1694-nucleotide messenger RNA. RefSeq names its product protein YIPF6-like. Lineage: Eukaryota; Metazoa; Arthropoda; Malacostraca; Decapoda; Portunidae. Gene Ontology annotation, biological process: endoplasmic reticulum to Golgi vesicle-mediated transport. Gene Ontology annotation, cellular component: membrane; trans-Golgi network. The record is from RefSeq and is a predicted model, not a curated record. Bases 65 to 745 code for a protein of 226 amino acids. The transcript is spliced from 7 exons.